GAUGGCCUUCCUAAUGAAAAGUAUGUUGAGCAACCAGGUAAAGAAUUUGGGACUUGGAGGUGGAGGGGAAGAAAGCAAAGAAGAAAGCACACCUUCUGACCCAGCAGCAGCUGCGGGAAUGACCAGAGAGGAGUAUGAGGAAUAUCAAAAGCAAGUGGUUGAGGAGAAAAUGGAGAGAGAUGCAGCAUUUGCACAAAAAAAGGCAGAGAGAGCCUGUCUGAGGGUUCACCUGAGAGAAAAGUACCGACUCCCUAAGAGUGAACUGGAUGAGAACCAAAUACAGAUGGCUGGAGAUGACGUGGGUUUGCCAGAAGACCUUCAGAAAAUGGUGGCAGAAGAUCAGGUGGAGGAAGAGGACAAGGACUCUAUCCUGGGACAGUUGCAGAACAUUCAGAAUAUGGACAUGGACACAAUCAAAGAAAAGGCUCAAGCUACCUUCACAGAAAUGAAGCAGGCUGCUGAGCAGAAGUGUUCUGUGAUGUAGAAGAGAUGCCGCCUGUGAGCAAAUUCCACCUUGUCUCACGGGGGCUGUGGGGUGAGGGCCAGCAGAGAUUGCCACUUAGCUCUGCGGCAGUAAAUGUAAAUAUAAGGGACAGAGAGAGAGAGAGAGACUGGAAACUCCAGAUGGUCAAAAUUUAGGUCCUGUGACUGCUUAGUGCUAAGUUAGAACUGAUCAUCAUUUUGUUAACAAAAUAUUUUUCCCCAUGGAAAAAAAUGGCUUAAUAAGCAACUAUUUGGGAAAGAAGUGCCUUUUUCUUUUUUUUUUUCCCAAAAAGUCAUCAGAAGUGUUACUAAAUAUGUUUUUAACCAAAAUUGUGCUUCUGAUGCACAACAUAUCUGUUAUCA
Messenger RNA from Rhea pennata, 846 nucleotides. It is a transcript of the gene CPLX4, whose product is annotated as complexin 4. Gene Ontology annotation, biological process: synaptic vesicle exocytosis; neurotransmitter transport; regulation of neurotransmitter secretion. The transcript is spliced from 3 exons. The record is from RefSeq and is a predicted model, not a curated record. Gene Ontology annotation, molecular function: syntaxin binding. Bases 2 to 484 code for a protein of 160 amino acids. NCBI's taxonomy places the organism in Eukaryota, Metazoa, Chordata, Aves, Rheiformes, Rheidae. Gene Ontology annotation, cellular component: SNARE complex; terminal bouton.